Molecule: messenger RNA, 4160 nt
Organism: Engraulis encrasicolus (European anchovy)
Lineage: Eukaryota; Metazoa; Chordata; Actinopteri; Clupeiformes; Engraulidae
Gene: ccnt2b
Product: cyclin T2b
Exons: 9
Coding region: 12-2231 (739 amino acids)
Biological process (GO): regulation of transcription by RNA polymerase II; positive regulation of DNA-templated transcription, elongation
Cellular component (GO): nucleus; cyclin/CDK positive transcription elongation factor complex
Molecular function (GO): cyclin-dependent protein serine/threonine kinase activator activity
Source: RefSeq, a predicted model, not a curated record
CCGGGACGAACAUGGCGGCUGGAUACCGGGGUUCCUCGAAAUGGCUCUUCUCCCCCGAAUUGUUGGAAAAUACGCCGUCCCGUCGCAAUGGAAUCGAGCCGGACCGGGAAUUAUCUUACCGCCAGCAAGCUGCGAAUCUUAUUCAGGAUAUGGGCCAAAGACUUAAUGUAUCCCAGCUCACAAUCAACACUGCAAUUGUUUACAUGCACAGAUUUUAUAUGCUCCACUCCUUCGCUAAGUUCCAUAGAAAUAUCAUUUCUCCCACUACACUGUUCUUGGCCGCCAAGGUAGAGGAACAGCCAAGGAAGCUGGAACACGUCAUAAAAGUAGCGCACGCUUGCCUGAACCCCCAGGACCCUCCUCUAGACACCAAGAGCAAUGCAUACCUUCAGCAAGCCCAGGAGCUGGUCCUACUAGAAACCAUUUUACUGCAAACACUUGGUUUUGAAAUUACUAUAGAGCAUCCACACACGGAUGUAGUGCGAUGUUCCCAGCUAGUCCGAGCUGUGACAGCGAGCAAGGACCUGGCCCAGACUUCGUAUUUCAUGGCUACCAACAGCCUGCACCUGACAACGUUCUGCCUGCAGCACCGGCCGCAGGUGGUGGCGUGCGUCUGCAUCCACCUGGCCUGCAAGUGGUCCAACUGGGAGAUCCCCAUCUCCUCAGACGGCAAGCACUGGUGGGAGUACGUGGACAACUCCGUCACGCUGGAGCUCCUCGACCAACUGACCCAUGAGUUCCUGCAGAUCCUGGAGAAGACACCCAGCCGACUAAAGCGCAUUCGCAACUGGAGGGCCAACCAGGCGGCCAAGAAGGGCAAGGGUGACGGGGCCCCCUCGGCGUCUGAUGCCUCCUUCCAGGGCCUGUGCCUGUCCAAGAACAGCUCGCUGGACAGCCUGCUGGACAUGCGGAGCAGCGCCUUCUCUGAUCUCUCCUCCUCCUCCUCCACCUCCUCCUUCCAGCUUGACCUCCCCGGGGCUGCCGGCGUAGCCGCGUCCCUGAACGGCAUCGCGGGCCUCCAGACUUCCGCCUACCCCUUCCCAUCGUCCUCUUCGGCCAACACCACGCCGGCCGACGUCUAUGGCGCUCUCAAGUCGGACGCGCUGACGUCGGGGCUGAGUUCCCAGCAGCCUUUGCAACAGCAGUCGGCGGCCAACCUCCCGCCCCCUCCUCCGCCUCCCCCACCCAAGAUCUCCCUGGACAAGUACCGCGAGAAGCGCAGCGAGGCCACGGCAGCUGCCGCCGCGGCCGCCGCAACUCAGCCGGAGCCCCACCGUAAGCACUCGCACCACCACCACAGCCACCACGGCGGCAGUCACAUGCAGUCGUUGGCGUCUGGUGGGGACGGGUCCAUACGGGUAAAGUACGCCACUGCCGGCGGUGCCGACCCCUCCUCCUCCUCCUCUUCCUCCUCCAGGUCCUCCUCGUCCAAGAGCCUGAAGAGGAGGCUGCCGGCCUCGGAGAACGGCAGCGGAGCCAGCCAGGAGGAGCUGCGCAUGAAGAUCAAAGUGUCGGAGCGCCACAACACCUCGUCCUCCUCCGCCUCCUCUUCCUCGUCCGGUGGAGGAGGGGGCUACGGUGGCCUGGAGGUGUCAAGUGGAGGAGUUGGUUGGAGUAGCAGUGCUGGAGGAGGAGGUGGCAGCAGUAGUAAGAGCAAGCACGGCAGCCCGCGGCAGAGCAGAGACAAGCACCGCGAGCACUCCAGCUCUUCCAGCGGCCACCGGCAGUCCAAGCACUCGAGCCACGGCUCCUCUUCCUCUUCCCACUCGGGCUCAGUCUCGCUGGGCGGCCACGGAGAUGCGCCUUCAUCUGGACAUCAUCACCACCACCAGCAGCAGCAGGGCCACCAGUCCUCCUCUUCCUCCCAGGCCCAUCAUCACCACCACUCCUCUUCAUCCAACUCAAAGUCCAGCCGCAGUUCCAAGAGUUCCUCGUCUCACCACCAUCACCGCAAUAGCGGCAACAACAGCGGCAGCUCCUCGGGCAGCCACCAGGAGGUGCUGGGGCUGGGCGGCGUUGCGUACCCGGUGGGGGCGGCGGCUCUGCAGCACCAGGGCGCGGCCGCCUACGGCUCGCUCAGCACCUUAGUCAAGGCGGACAAGAAGGGCGGGGACAGCCACGCCCAUGGGCCCGAGGCUCCGCCUCUGGCUGCCAACGGCCAACACAUGGACUACGAGGACACGUUUAACAUGCUCGACUCCCUGCUCAGCGCGCAGCAAAUGAACUUCUAGAGGAGUCAGGCGGAGCUGGCGGUGUUUGGGGUGGGGAAAGUACAGAGACAUGAAUGGGGAUGUCGACAGAAUGAGAUCCCCCUUCCACCGCCCCCUUGCAAGUUUUAAUUUAUCUCACAUUUAUCAGAGUUAAGACGCAUACACAAUUGUGAUGUUUUGUUUUUGGGGGGUUCGUUUUUUGUUUUUUGUUUUUUUGUUUUUUUCCUUUCCUUUUAUCAUAGUCAAUGAGUAAUCUUUGGCAUUUACGAAUCUUGACCUAAAAAAGACAAAAAAACUGCAUCUGGCAAAUGAAACAAAAAAAAAGAUCUCUAUUAUAUAUAUUAAUAUAGAUAGUCAAAUGCUACUCUGGAGAGAGAGACAGAAGAAAGAAAGAAAAGAAAAUGAAAAAUAUGUGAAGUAUUUUCCACCUGCCGAGGCUUCCUGUGCUAGAUCAGCUCCUCUCUCUAGCCGCCGGAACUCAGGUGAAGCGCGGGUGGUGGCCGUGGGAUCGGACUCUUUUUUCCUUUAAUUUUUGUUUUCCUUUGCUUCAUGAGUUGUUUUCUACCGUUUGUGCUCGUUCCAAUCAAAGGGAGAACCUUGUGUUCUGAUGACUGUUUACAAGAUGUGCAAAAGAAAAGGAGAAAAAAGAAGAAAAAACCUACAGAAAAACAAACUUGUUUCUUUUUUUGUGCAUUUUUUUGUUUGUUUUUCUUUUUUUGUAUUUUUAAACUCUAUUCCUCAAACGCUCAGGUGUGGAGAUGCUUAAGGAUGUUAACGACAAAAAUAUGAAAGAAAAAAAGUCUAUAUACAUUUUACAUUUACAUACAUAAGCGUACAGAAAAAGUACAUAUCUAACGUACACAGAUUAUUAUGUUGGUCCAAUGGUGAAAUUUGUUAAAGGCAGAUCUUUACAGCAUCUCAGUCUUGUCUCUGAUCAUCCACUCACUCUGCUGCUAUAUUACAAAUGCGGACGAACAGAAAAGAAAAGAAAAGGAAAACAAAACAAACUCAAAGCCCAGUUGUGAACUUGUGCUCUCUGCAGAGUCCGCACCUCUUCUCUCCUUCUCCUCUUCGCACGAGCCCAUGUGACUACUGACUUAGCCUUUCAGACCCACACGUACGUACACACACACAUGCAAGGCAUGGCACAGCAAUAAAUCUGCCCUGCCCUGCUGGCUGGCCGGGCCGUCGCGCCCCAUGAUCUAAACCUGUGGUGGCACGGCCCGGUGCAGUCCGGUCGGACAAGAGACUCGGCCCAGUGCAAGAGUUGCAAAGGCCCAGGCUUCGAGACCUGAGUCCGGGUUGCUAUUUGGAGCAAGAGGAGCAGGCAGCAUAGUUCUUCUGAACUGGGUUGUGUUUUUAUUUUUCCUGAAGUGUGUUUAAGUCCUACUGGCUGUUGUGUUCGGGCUGUGCGUGUAUUUGGGGGGCAUGUUGAAAAAAGUUUCGCAAAUUCAUAGACUUGUGACCGUUAAACUGGAUGCCAAAGGUAGUGCCUAAAAACUAGCAGAUUUAAAGUCACAGUUAAAAAAAAAAAUUCGAUUACAGAUUUUUUUUUCGUUGUUUUUACAUGUGUAAAAGUGCAUUUUAGGAGAGUCGUCUGUCGCUCCCAUAACAGGGAAGGUAUAAAAAAGAAAAGUUACAAAAAAAGAUGGUAAUGACAGAUGACUUGAAUUUUAAGCCCCCAUUCUCACCAUGCAAACAGUUUUAAAAAGAAAAAAAAAGAAAAACAGGAUUCUGGGCACAGCCUAAUGUUUUAUUCCUUUUAAAUAUGCAGAUUUCUUGAUUGUUUUUGAAUGUCAUUCAGACUCAUUUCUGUUUCUUUGUGGGUUUGUGAAAUGUGCUACUAGUGAUUUUACUGCAUAGGACUACGUGUAGCUUAAAACAGACUGUCCCCAAAAUCUCGAUGUCCAGUGUUUCAAAUGAGAAUAAAACCAUAUGCAUCUCAGUGAA